AUGCCGCGACCGUCGCGCGAAUCCUAUGGCGAACACAAACCACCAUACUCCUACAUCUCUUUAACCGCUAUGGCCAUUUGGAGUUCCCCGGAACGCAUGCUGCCGCUGUCGGAAAUCUACAAAUUCAUCACAGACCGCUUCCCAUAUUACCGGCAUAACACGCAGCGCUGGCAGAAUUCACUGCGGCACAACCUGUCCUUCAACGACUGUUUCGUGAAGGUGCCGCGCCGCCCGGACCGGCCCGGCAAAGGAGCCUACUGGACGCUGCAUCCGCAGGCUUUCACCAUGUUCGAAAACGGUUCACUGCUGAGAAGACGCAAGCGGUUCAAGCUCCAUCAUGAGGAGAAUUCAUCAGAAUUAACUAUGUUUAACUUGAAUCAUAUGCUUGCUCGCGUACCCCCGUUGCCAGCUCAUGAAACACCAGUUAUGACUGAGCAGAAUGUCACGGUUCCGAAAAUAAAACCGAAUACGUCCUUUAUGAUAGAAAGUUUGUUAAAAAGUGAUGUGGAAAGACCCUGUGCACUAGGCUCUCACGAGGAUCCUAUUAAAGUGAGUGUGAACCAAGGUCCUGGGUCUAUUUUGGAGUACAGACCAGAUCUGCUGGCGUUGUGCGCGGCGAUGUGGCAACCCCAUUUACCUCUGAUGUUCUCGCCUAUGCAGUUUACGUUACCGUUUGAGAAUAAAUUUAGUGAUGUAUAUUUUCAUUCACCGUUUCAACCACGACGGUAGGAUCGAUCGAAGAUAGUUUUCUGCCUACUUAUGAGUAGGUAUUAGGCUAAACUCUUUCAUUUAAAAUCAUUUACAUGAUUGAUUUUUCGUUGAUUUGCCCGUUUGCAAUCAGAAAUGGAAACUUAUGAAAAAUAGGUAAUUAAUUACCUAAUAAUUUGAGAAAAGUUAUUUCAGCGUUUGAGGAUAUUCGUCCCCUAGGGAUUUAAAAAGGGGUGAAAUUUUGUAUGGGAUUAAAUUUUAUUUUAAGCAUGUACCUAUUUCUAAAUUUAUUCGUCCAUAUCGA
Molecule: messenger RNA, 1012 nt
Organism: Leguminivora glycinivorella
Lineage: Eukaryota; Metazoa; Arthropoda; Insecta; Lepidoptera; Tortricidae
Product: fork head domain-containing protein FD4-like
Exons: 1
Coding region: 1-729 (242 amino acids)
Biological process (GO): anatomical structure morphogenesis; regulation of transcription by RNA polymerase II; cell differentiation
Molecular function (GO): DNA-binding transcription factor activity, RNA polymerase II-specific; RNA polymerase II cis-regulatory region sequence-specific DNA binding
Source: RefSeq, a predicted model, not a curated record